Pogonomyrmex barbatus (red harvester ant) is the source of this 1976-nucleotide messenger RNA. It is a transcript of the gene Cyp4g15, whose product is annotated as Cytochrome P450 4g15. Gene Ontology annotation, molecular function: heme binding; monooxygenase activity; oxidoreductase activity, acting on paired donors, with incorporation or reduction of molecular oxygen. Lineage: Eukaryota; Metazoa; Arthropoda; Insecta; Hymenoptera; Formicidae. The record is from RefSeq and is a predicted model, not a curated record.
GAUCAGUUUAGCGUUGUAAGCGAAAAGCUAUUUGAUCGUGUAUUCGUACAUAUACAUAUAGGUGGGUGUUGAAGGGAGGAAGAACUAAAGCGGAAUCAUGUCAGCAGCCGAACCGGAAAUGAUAGCUGGAUCCGUUGCAUCUGCAACGUCUACCGGCUUGUCGGCAUCUACCGUUUUCCUGGCCCUUCUUGUACCCGCUUUGGUUCUUUAUUACAUCUACUUCAGGAUUUCACGUCGUCACAUGAUCGAAUUGGCAGAACAAAUACCGGGUCCAGACGGUCUGCCGUUGAUUGGAAACGCAUUAAUGUUUUUAGGAAAUUCGGAUACCAUAUUUCGUACUUUGUACAGAAAGUCCUUCGAGUUCGAUCAGAUCAUCAAGAUUUGGCUCGGACCGAAGCUGCUGGUUUUCCUGAUGGACCCGCGCGACGUCGAGGUCAUCCUGUCCAGCCACGUCUACAUCGACAAAUCCACCGAGUAUCGAUUCUUUCAACCCUGGCUCGGAAACGGUCUUCUCAUUUCUACCGGUCCGAAAUGGCGUGCCCAUCGCAAAUUGAUCGCACCGACGUUCCAUUUGAAUGUAUUAAAGAGCUUUAUCGAUCUCUUCAAUGCCAAUUCGCGCGCUGUAGUAGAGCGAAUGCGUAAAGAAGGCGAUAAGGAGUUCGAUUGCCAUGAUUAUAUGUCCGAAUGCACCGUCGAGAUCCUUCUCGAGACCGCCAUGGGUGUCUCCAAGAACACGCAAGACCGAAGCGGCUUCGAAUAUGCCAUGGCUGUUAUGAAGAUGUGCGACAUCCUUCAUCUGCGUCACACGAAAGUCUGGCUCAGACCCGACUGGCUGUUCAAUCUCACGAAAUAUGGAAAGGAUCAAAUCCGCUUGUUGGAAAUCAUCCACGGGCUCACAAAGAAAGUCAUAGCGCGUAAGAAGCAAGAGUACAAGAGCGGCAAGCGCAAUGUCAUCGAUGCCUCCGGACAAAAUGGCAACGCGAAAACGAACGGCAAAAGCACCUCUGUGGAGGGACUUUCCUUCGGACAGGCGGCCGGUCUGAAAGAUGAUCUCGAUGUGGACGACAAUGACGUUGGCGAGAAGAAGAGACAAGCUUUCCUCGAUCUCUUGAUGGAAGCCGGUCAGAACGGUUCUAUUUUAACAGAUGACGAAGUCAAAGAACAGGUCGACACCAUUAUGUUUGAGGGGCACGACACGACCGCGGCUGCGUCCAGUUUCUUCCUGUCGAUAAUGGGCUGUCAUCCGGACAUUCAGGAAAAAGUUAUCCAGGAACUCGACGAAAUCUUUGGCGACAGUGAUAGACCAGUGAAUUUCCAAGACACGCUGGAGAUGAAAUAUCUCGAGCGAUGCCUCAUGGAGACUCUUCGUUUGUUCCCACCCGUGCCGAUUAUCGCGCGAAAAAUCAACACCGACUUGAAACUCGUAUCGGGAGAUUACACAAUCCCAGCUGGGACUACGGUAGUAGUGACGACCUUCAAGAUGCAUCGACAGCCACACAUCUAUCCGAAUCCGGAAGUUUUCAACCCCGAUAAUUUCCUACCGGAAAAGACUGCCAACCGGCAUUAUUACGCUUUCGUGCCGUUCUCUGCUGGACCGCGUUCGUGUGUAGGCCGCAAAUACGCUAUGCUCAAAUUGAAGAUCAUUCUGUCCACAAUUUUAAGGAACUUCCGCAUCAAGUCGGACAUCAAGGAAUCUGAUUUCAGACUACAGGCUGAUAUUAUCCUCAAGCGCGCGGAAGGUUUCAAGAUCAGGUUGGAACCGAGAGAACGAGCGACCGCCACGGCCUAGAAAAGCGUCCCUCCGGUUUUCGGACACAUUUGUGUCGAGUAGUUGGAUGGCAUACAGAAAUAUUUCUUAAGAUUUACUAAAUUUUCUUUAAUCCAGACAAAUUUAUUGUUUGGAAUGAUCCAAUUAAUUCAUUGUAUGAGUUAACAAUUGUUUGACUUUUUAAUAAAUAUUCUUACAUAAAAGAAAA